AACACCACCCGUGCCCGUCAUCAUCAACAUCGUCGUCAUCGUCGUCGUGUUAAUUUUGGUAUCGCCCUGUGCGGUUGUCGUGGGCUGAACCCGGCCAGGUCACGCGUGCGGAUUAAGACGUGAACGCACGCGAUGCGAGCGGGCUCCCAGCGGGUGGACUCGAGCGUCAUCGUUGUUUCAUAAUCACGAUGGCCAUCGAUCUGCACACUGAUUAACCGCCCACAUGUCUGUGGGAGAGCAAACUUAUCAUGACGAGAGUUCAGAUCCUGGUUGGGGAUUGACUUUGAGCCGCUCGAGGUUGAUAGAGUACUGCUUUGUGGGGAAUUCUACAGUGGUUGUCCAACGGAUAGACCUGUCCCUGUCAUAGAAAUGUGGAACUCAAAUCACUGGCCCAAGGAUGUUUGUAGGGGACUCGUACCAACCCAAUAUUCCUGCACCGAUUUGAGCAGUUAAUAAUUUUCACUUUAAUCGAUUCAUGUUAAUCAUCAUCACGAUCGUCAUUAUCACACUCAAUAAAUUAUUAAUCAUUAAUCGAUUACUCUAUGCAUCCUUCACCUGUACAUUUGGUGUUGUACAGUACUGUAUGGUUUACACAGACCCACACUCUCACAUUUACGAAUCGCGUUUCACGUGUUCGUCACCCCCCCCCCCCCGACAACUCCCUCGCGUGCACGCGGGCUACCGUAGUCACGUGGUGCACUGUGGGAGUCGGCGGGAAACUCAAGUCGCUGUUCCGAUCCCGAAAACUCAUUCCUCCCGUUACUUUCAUUCUUUUAGUCACUCUCAUUCCUCCCGCCACUCUCAUUCCUCCCGUCACUCUCAUUCCUCCCGUUCGUCCCGUUCCCUGCGGUCAAGGCGGCGAUGGAGCGACCAGCGGCUCAAGGCAGCAGCAGCAGGGCGAGGUGGCCGGGUCUGCUGCCCCGUCGCCACCGAGACGGUGGCCAGGCUCUGGCGCCCGAGCUGACGGGGACGGCGCCGCGAGCCGCCGCGUCGGGCGCAGACUUCCCGGAGCUCGAGCCACUGCUGCUCCUCGCGGGCACGGAGCCCGAGGUCUCGAGGCUGCUGCUGGACGUCUCCCGGGCCGCGGGGAGCCUCGCGCGGCGCGUGGCGCUCGGGCGCAGCGUGCAGGAGGCUGAGAAGGAGAUGAAUUCCCACAAGGUGGCCUGGCUCAAGGGGAAGGUGCUGUAUGAUGAGAUCCAGGAUAUUUUGCGUGACCUCAAAAUGCGGAUUGGGAACAACGUUGCCACCUCCGAGGACAAAUGCUUUUUCCAGACACUGGAGCAGUGCCUCUUCGUCACGGAGAGCAUCGGUCUGCUCGGGACGGACUCCGACAGAGAGGACAAGCCGCCCCUGCUGAGGCUGCACCGCGACGACCUCCGCCAGCUGCUGCCCAAUGCUCAGGAGCAGAAUAAGAUGAAGGACAGGCUGGCCCAGGAGUUGGAGCAGAAGUUGAACCAGAAGUGUUUGUCUCUCUACUACUACUUCAGUCCAGAGAAGGCGCAGGGGGACGCGGAGAGCGAUGCACUGCGCCUGGCCAAGGCGUGCCGCUUGCACGAGCUGGUGCGUGCCGAGCAGCAGGCCGUGCAAGGCGGCGCCGCUCGGCUGUGCGAGCUGCGGAUCGCGCACGAUACUCACGUCAGCACCCACCUCAAGACGCUGCAGGCCUCCACGGCGGUGCUGGAGAAAAUGCUGCAAGACCACCGCCUGUCGCGUCAGGCCGAGAGUGACGCCGUGAAGGUGGCCUACCUGCAGGCCAAGCACAAGACCAUGUGCCUCAAGCUGCGGCUCGAGGAACUGAAUAUUCUGUGUGAUACAUACACCCUCGACAAGGUGCAGGCCCACAAGAUCAUCAAGAGAGAGCUGGAGGCCGCCAUGGCCACACAGAAGAAGGAGCAGGCACGGGUGAGCGGUGAGCUGGCCGCGUACGGGACGCUGGGGCCCGAUUUCGAGCGGCUCGUGCAGGAGUACACGCAGCUGCGCGAUGCCAUCGACAACAAGAAGUGGGCGCUCCGGGAGUUCAGGAAGAACGCGGCGUGACCAAGGCGGCCGUGGCCUGGGCCCCGAGCCAUCGCGGCGAGCAAGGAGGGGGGGCCGGCGACGCGAAGUCGGUGCUGCCGCUUGCGGCUCGUACCGUCGACGCAGCAGCGUGACUCCCGAGAGCUGAACCAUGCGACGGAGCGUGGGCGACCAAACGCAGACUUCGCGAUCAUCCACUUGGACUGCCUCACCCACCGAGGCUGCUCGCUCUUCAGCUGCUCAAUCCCCUCAUAAUCGGUCAUGAUCAAUGUGCACUGCAGAUUCACCAUCAUCAGCCAUUAUAUCAAUCUCUGCAGCGCAGUCAUCCCCUUCAAACACGUUCUUAACCUCCCACUGCAUAAUUUCACCACAGAGCAAUGGGCAUGGCUAUCGAGUGUACAGGCAAUGCAAUUGCACCGUAUCCCACAGGCUGUAGGGGCCUAGGAUCCAGGCCUCGAGGAGGGGUUUGGAAGGCAGACAUGGGGGAAGGGAUGUGCAUUUACUGUUUUGUACCAGGACCAGUGCCUGCCACACGACACCACUGAUGCCACCUCUUCAGCAGCAGGCUUGGGCAAAUGUAAGCCAAGUGUGCGUCUUUUCUCUGUAACAUAACACCAUUAGUGAAGAAAUACAUUGUGCUUUUUUAUUUUGUUCUGAUUCCAUGUUGCUCUGUGGGUUAAAAAUGGCACGACUGCGUACAUCUGUAAGGUGUCUCAAAUAAAUUCGAAAGAUGUCUGAA
Petromyzon marinus (sea lamprey) is the source of this 2755-nucleotide messenger RNA. It is a transcript of the gene HAUS4, whose product is annotated as HAUS augmin like complex subunit 4. Gene Ontology annotation, biological process: centrosome cycle; spindle assembly. Gene Ontology annotation, cellular component: HAUS complex. NCBI's taxonomy places the organism in Eukaryota, Metazoa, Chordata, Hyperoartia, Petromyzontiformes, Petromyzontidae. Gene Ontology annotation, molecular function: microtubule minus-end binding. The record is from RefSeq and is a predicted model, not a curated record.